Messenger RNA from Ceratitis capitata (Mediterranean fruit fly), 1248 nucleotides. RefSeq names its product TOX high mobility group box family member 4. The coding region runs from base 121 to 1113 and encodes 330 amino acids. Lineage: Eukaryota; Metazoa; Arthropoda; Insecta; Diptera; Tephritidae. Gene Ontology annotation, molecular function: chromatin DNA binding. Gene Ontology annotation, biological process: regulation of transcription by RNA polymerase II. The record is from RefSeq and is a predicted model, not a curated record. The transcript has 2 exons. Gene Ontology annotation, cellular component: nucleus.
GCUUGACGCAAUCCAAAUAAAAACUAUUUGUCCAGAUUUAACGCAUUUUUUAUGUUUUUUUGCUUUGUUAAUAAAUAAACACUUAACAUAGCAACGAUAAUCGACGCAAGACGCGAGAGAAUGAAUGCGCAGUUCCAUACACCAUCAUUGGGAGACGAAAUAGUAAUCGAUUUGCCAGAGAACGAAACGGAUUGCGGCAAUAUUGCAGCUGGUGGUCAAGGUAAUUUCUCAAUAAGCCAGCAACACCAGCAGGAGGGAGUGUUUGACCAAGAGUUUAGUGAGUCCAAGAGAAUACGCAGUAUGGAUGUAUCAACGGACGAAUACCACAGUGCUAAUGACGAAUCAUUCACAAAUACUGGAUAUUCAGUAUCUCCUACGAAAAAUGCUCAAAAUGCAACGCCAACAGCAACGUUAGCCGCACGCAAGCAAUUAACGCCAAUGGCUACAGAUGCCAAUGAGCCCGCCAAACCGUUAUCAGCAUAUGGACUCUUCUUCCGCGACACAGUAAGCGCAAUUAAGCAACAAAAUCCAAACUGUAGUUUUCAAGAACUUUCCCGCAUCGUAUUAUCUAUGUGGGAGGCACUUGAUGUGAGUCACAAAAAUGUUUAUAGCAAGAAACAUGAAACAGCGCAAAUGGAGUAUAUGAAACAAAUGCGCAUUUAUCGCCAGCAACAGGAAGAAUUACAACAACAACAAUUAGCAGCCAACGCUGCUAUGACACCCACAUUACAAACCAGACCAGCAGUUUUUACAAUUUCACGUUACAAUGCAGACGGCAGCCCUAAUGUUGUCAACACUAAUCAAAACACCGUGCUCGGCAAUAAUGAGAAUGCCAUGAUGAAUGCGUCGCAACAACAAGUACAAACUCCGCCGCAGCAGCAACAAUCAACAACUGAUACUCCCAUUUCCUCGAAUGAUCCUACACAGCCGCAAAUACAAAUGUUAAGUGAAGCUGGUGCAGUGCAAAUGUGUACUCGAGAGAAUUGCAAUAAACGUGCUAUUAUAAAUCCCGAUUGGGAGGAUGAAUACUGUAGUAAUGAAUGUGUUGUUAUACACUGCCGUAAUGUUUUCAAUGCCUGGGUGCAGUCGAAUUUGGAGUCGCGUAAGCAAUAACAGCGGGCAUGUUGGGGUGCUGGGGCAGCUAGAAAGUGAUGCACUCCACAAAACGGUGGGUUUACGCUAAAUUAGAAGAAGUCAAACUGGAAUAAAAUAUUUUACAGAAAUUACUGUAAAUCGUUAAUUUUAGUA